AUGAAAGGCAAUAAUAGUGUUCUUGAACUUGACAUCUGCCACAGAUCAGGAGCUUCUAAUGGUACUGGUGGCAUAAACAAUUUGGAUGACACUUCCUUGCCUGUUGGUUCUCGUGCAACACCUGGAAAUGAACGGGAAAAAGUCACUCUUCCUAGGGAUUUGACAGCUGGGUUAACUAAGCAGAGGCUUCUAAUAAAAGGAAACAACAAGUAUGUACCCACUCAUUUAAGAUAG
Ilex paraguariensis (yerba mate) is the source of this 234-nucleotide messenger RNA. The record is from the annotation of a GenBank genome assembly. NCBI's taxonomy places the organism in Eukaryota, Viridiplantae, Streptophyta, Magnoliopsida, Aquifoliales, Aquifoliaceae.